Molecule: messenger RNA, 1901 nt
Organism: Papilio machaon (common yellow swallowtail)
Lineage: Eukaryota; Metazoa; Arthropoda; Insecta; Lepidoptera; Papilionidae
Exons: 3
Coding region: 238-1065 (275 amino acids)
Source: RefSeq, a predicted model, not a curated record
UUAUAAUCGAUAUUUACUCUAUGAUCAAUAAUGUAAACGAACUAUCGAUUCAUUGAUCUAUGAUCUAUUCAAUUAUCUAUUACUUUUGUAAAAGAUGGCGAGUCGCUAAUAAAAUUUCGAACAAGUAACAGCGUUUCUCUUCUCAAGAUCCAACAUAACCACAUCCAACCAACAUAGUGGCCUCAUCGAGCCGAAUAUUCAGCGUUUUAUUCAAAAUUAGAAAAAUUGGUAGAAAAUAUGGAUAACGUAGAACAAUUAUUAACAGUGCUCCAAGACAUACGCCAACACAUUACCCGAAUUUACGAGAACUUCAAGAAGACUCCAAAAAGUCGUCUGACCGAAGGAUAUGUUGAAACCAAAAUGUCGAUCUUACAAGAAUACUGGGUCGCCUUCACAAAUAAUCAUAACAGCUUAAUAAGGAUAGUAACGAAAGAACAAAGAAAAUCAUUGGAGUAUUUCAAGAACGAAGUAUUCGUCGACUGCGAAGAGACCUACAUUCAAGGUAAAGCAGCUAUGAAAGAUUUUCUUCAGCCAGCACAUCCCCAAAGCAGCAGCAUACCAGCUAUCGGCAGCCCACUAAGUAUGAAGCAGCAGGUAAAAUUACCAAAUAUAGAAGUACCCACAUUCGCCGGUAAUUAUGAAGACUGGCCAACAUUCCAAGACCUUUUUAUCUCCCUCAUUCACAAGAACGAUGGAAUUAGUAAAGUACAAAAACUACAAUAUUUAAAAUUGAGUGUCAGCGGGGAAGCAGAAUAUUUACUUAAACAUAUACAAGUAACGGAGGACAACUACGAUCAAGCCUGGGAGGUGUUGAGGCAGCGAUAUAACAAUAAACGUCUCAUUGUAACAUCUAUUUUAAGGAAAUUAUUUAACCAGAAAAAGUUGCAGAGUCCAUCGGACAUCCUGUCAAAUAUUGUCGAUCAUCUAGCACUUGCAGGAUUUGUCACAAACGGCAUCACACGCUUCUUCAUCAUUCACCCACAGCGAGUACCCAAGGCAACUUACUUCAAGAAUACCAAACACAACAUUGCAAUACAGCGACUGGCCCCACAUACAAGGACUUGAGUUAGCCGAUCCAAGUUUCAAUAUUUCAAGAUCUGUAGACCUACUGUUGGGAGUAGAUGUAUAUUCACAAAUAAUACUGAGUGAGGUUAUAAGAGGCCCACCGGGAACACCAUGUGCUCAAAACACCACAUUAGGUUAUAUAAUUUUUGGAACAAUAGAUGAUAGCUUACAAUCAACCCAAGAAAAUAUUAUAGUUAUGCAUCAAAUUACAAACCUAGAUGAUAUGUUAAAAUCACUAUGGGAAAUAGAUACAACUUCUAAAAGAAAAUUAACGCAAGAUGAACAAAUUUGUGAAGAAUUAUUUCAGAAUACAACAUCAAGAAGUAGCAAUGGCAGAUACAUUGUACAAUUACCUUUCAAAACAGACAAGCCUAAAUCCAUGGAAGGAAAUAGUCGAGAGAUAGCAUUGAGAAGAUUCAAACAAUUAGAAAGCAAAUUAGAAAAGUCACCAGGUCUUAAACAAAAAUAUAAUAAAGUUGCUCCAGUGAAAACAAUAUCCCUACCUCGUCUCGAGUUAUGUGGUGCAGUCCUACUAUCAAAAUUAUUACACCAUGUAACCAAUGCAAUGAGAAUACCAUCAAAUCAAGUUUAUGCAUGGACAGACUCUUCAGUUGUGUUAGCAUGGCUGCGAGGAGAACCAAACAGAUGGAAACCAUUUGUCGCUAAUCGAGUAGUGGAGAUAUUGGACAACAUCAACAACAGUCAAUGGUAUCAUGUUAAGUCUCAGGCGAACCCGGCAGAUGUUGCCUCAAGAGGUUGCAGUGUCGAUGAACUUCAAAACGAUACUUUAUGGUGGAAUGGCCCUUCAUGGCUUCUACAAAAGACAAUAACAUUUU